AGAUCAUAAACAAUAACAUUGAUCGAUUGUGAUAUCCCUUAUAGUAUUCUAUGUUAAACUUUUACCUGCAAAAAUGUUCCCAAGUAAAUAUUUUUUAUCGAUAUUUAUGAUUUUAUAUAAUUUAAAAACAGGCUAUCAACAAGGUUACAAGGAACUAUCUGGACUAGGGCCAAAUUUUUUAUUGAAAGCUAAGUUAAGUUAUAAGGGUAUACAUCAGAAUGUAGAUCAACUAAAGCCAUGGUAUUGGCUUUAUAAGAGUUGGUUGAUAGAAGAGUCAGUAUUUGGCGAUGAAAAAAACAUGAUCGUAACAUUAAUAGCCGAUGAAAAGGAAGGAACUCAAAUAAAAGUGUUUCGUGAUUUUAAAACUCAAAACAUUACAUUGGUCUGUGUUCAAAAUUUAUGUCGACGAAAUGCUGAUUUGUUGGAUAAAAUUUUAAAGGAAUUUACUGGAUCUACAGCUCAGAGUGUGAAAGCCACACUGUUGUUGGGACCUUAUCGUAUGAUAUCAUGUGAAACUAGUGAAAAUGCGGUACAUACUGGAAAUUUGACAACUUAUCGUUGUGGUACUUUGUAUUUGGAGGCAUCUUUUAAAGAUCGGACUAAAGAGUUUAUUAUACGGGAUAGUAACAUUCGAACGCUGGUGUUGAACGUGACACAAAUCGAGUCUUUAGUACAAGUCAACGUAUCAAAGUCAACAAAAGUUAUUCAGUACAAAUUGAAUGAAUCAAUCAUUGAAUACAAAAAAUCAGGAAUCGAUAAAAAACAUGGAACAACUCAGCUUUAUUUCACAUCAUUGGACUCAGUUACCUUGGUCGAGAUCAAUUACAAACGAUUCCAUGUCGAAAUGGUUUACGACCGUAAAUUUGGUUUGAAAUACAUUCCAUCUGGUCACGAUGAAUGCAUAAUUGUAUCAAGCAGCUUUGAUGAUGAAUUCAAUUACGUAGCUUCAGAAGACUAUGUAACGGAGUUUAUAAAUGAACUUUAUUUUCCUAAGAAUCCGGUUGAACCAUACAGCAAGAAACUGAGGGUUGUAGCAAAGCACAAUGUAACAAUUGGUAAUGUAAAGUAUGAUUCGGUUGUGAAAACCUAUCUAGCACCAGAUAAUGCCUCAAGAUGGAUAGUGGAAAGUGGAAGGCUCGAAGAUUUCUGUGUUCAAAUGGACCUUUAUUCGAAUUCUGUUUCAAAUGAGGUACCAUUCGAUUACGAACUCACUGAAAGAAAGGUAAUAUGCUUGCUUGAAAUUUCGCACCACUUAGACAGAGACAAGUUUCACCGCAUGAUUGAUUCAUAUAAUCAAUGCUUCAAAGACAGAAAAGACAAAGUUAUUCUCCGUUUAAAAAUUUCAUUAUCAAAUCAUUUGCUAGCAGACAAAAUUAACGAAUUGCAAGCCGAAAUCUAUCGUAUCAAAGAUGUUCUUCGAGGUUUGCUCAUUGAUAAAUUGAAUAUAUCUUAUUUGAGAAUAAACUGGAUCAAAUUUAGCUAUGAAAACUCACAAAUCAUGGCGAAGGUUGAAAUAUUAGACUCAUCUGUUAUCAUCUUUGAAACAAAGAAAGGAGUUUCGCAUAAAUUCAACGUCAAAUCAACUGGCUCUGGUCAAACUCAUACAUCAACCAUUGAUGAAUGUAUACAUGUACAAGCUUCUAAAGUCAAUCUAAGUUAUGUUAUAACUUGUAAGACUGGAGAUUAUUUAUGCCUUGGAAUUGCUCAUGGAGACUCAUUGCCUGAUGAAAAUGAAAAUGGAUUAAACUGUAUGUUGUACAACAAUUCAGAUCUUAGUUCGACUAAACUAUUGGCAGGAGUUCCUUUGGAAGUGAUUAAAAAAUCUUAUUUCAAUUUGAAUGGAAGUCAAUUCAACUAUUCUGAUAUUGAAUUUGCUGUUGUUGAUGUUACGAUUGGAGAUGGUAUACGCCUUGAUAGUCCAGAAAAGGCGAAAUCAAGCUCAAAUUUCACACUUUUAUUAGUAUUUUCUAUAUCGAUCAAUAUUGUGAUAUUUGUCAAGUUUGCAUUUAGCUAUAAACUGUAUCAAUUCCGAACUCAUUCUCUUCGUGAUUAUGUUUCGCUUAAAUUAUUCAAAUCAAGCAUCUGAUUUUUAAAAAUAUUGCAAGAACCAUAAAAUUCAUGCACAAAAAUGUUUCCAAUCUGUUAACUCAAAUUUUCGCUCUAAUAAAAGGAUAUUUUUGAAAAAAUUGUUCAAAUUAUUCAAUUCAAUCAAAAUACUUUGCAGC
Tetranychus urticae (two-spotted spider mite) is the source of this 2225-nucleotide messenger RNA. RefSeq lists its product as uncharacterized. Lineage: Eukaryota; Metazoa; Arthropoda; Arachnida; Trombidiformes; Tetranychidae. The record is from RefSeq and is a predicted model, not a curated record.